CGUAAAACGCGACGGUCGAACGGCCGGUUCCGGCUGAAUGUCAGUGCCGGGCUGUGGGCCGGGGAGGAAGGUGGUUGGCGGUCUCUUCACCACCUCCGCCGUUUGUGCUGCCGCCGCGGGCUCCCAGCCGCUGGGCCGCUGGGGCAUGAGACCGUGAGGCGAGCGACGGGCCGGGGCAGCCGACAUGUUUGGCCGCUCGCGGAGCUGGGUGGGCGGGGGCCAUGGCAAGUCUUCCCGCAACAUCCACUCCUUGGACCACCUCAAGUAUUUGUACCACGUUUUGACCAAAAACACCACAGUCACAGAACAGAACCGGAACCUGCUAGUGGAGACCAUCCGUUCCAUCACUGAGAUCCUGAUAUGGGGAGAUCAGAAUGACAGCUCUGUGUUUGACUUCUUCCUGGAGAAGAAUAUGUUUGUUUUCUUCCUGAACAUCCUGCGGCAGAAAUCAGGCCGCUAUGUGUGCGUUCAGCUGUUGCAGACCUUGAACAUCCUCUUUGAGAAUAUCAGUCACGAGACCUCACUUUAUUAUUUGCUCUCUAAUAAUUAUGUAAAUUCUAUCAUUGUCCAUAAGUUUGACUUUUCCGAUGAAGAGAUUAUGGCAUAUUAUAUAUCAUUCCUGAAAACACUUUCGUUAAAACUCAACAACCACACUGUCCAUUUUUUUUACAAUGAGCACACUAAUGACUUUGCCCUGUACACAGAAGCCAUCAAAUUUUUCAAUCACCCUGAAAGCAUGGUUAGAAUUGCUGUCAGAACCAUCACGUUGAAUGUCUACAAAGUGUCAUUGGAUAACCAGGCCAUGCUACAUUAUAUCAGAGAUAAAACUGCUGUCCCUUACUUCUCCAAUUUGGUCUGGUUCAUCGGGAGCCACGUGAUCGAACUUGAUAACUGUGUGCAGACUGAUGAGGAGCACCGGAAUCGAGGAAAACUGAGUGACCUGGUGGCUGAGCACCUGGACCACCUGCACUAUCUUAAUGACAUCCUGAUCAUCAACUGUGAGUUCCUCAAUGACGUGCUCACGGACCACCUGCUCAACAGACUCUUCCUACCCCUCUACGUGUACUCACUGGAGAACCAGGACAAGGGUGGAGAACAACGGCCCAAAAUCAGCUUGCCGGUGUCUCUCUAUCUUCUGUCACAGGUCUUCCUCAUUAUACAUCAUGCACCCCUGGUGAACUCGUUAGCUGAAGUCAUUCUGAAUGGUGAUCUGUCUGAGAUGUACGCUAAGACUGAACAGGAUGUUCAGAGAAGUUGUGCCAAGCCCAACAUUCGGUGCUUUGUUAAGCCCACCGAAACACUCGAGCGGUCCCUUGAAAUGAACAAGCACAAAGGCAAGCGGCGGGUACAAAAGAGACCUAACUACAAAAAUGUCGGAGAGGAAGAAGACGAGGAGAAAGGGCCCACUGAGGAUGCCCAAGAUGACGCCGAGAAGGCUAAAGGUACAGAGGGUGGUUCAAAAGGCAUCAAGACGAGUGGGGAGAAUGAAGAGAUAGAGAUGGUGAUCAUGGAGCGCAGCAAGCUCCCAGAGCUGGCGGCCAGCACCUCCAUGCAGGAGCAGAACACCACAGAUGAGGAGAAGAGCGCCGCCACGGGCUUGGAGAGUGUGCAGUGGAACAGGCCCUUCUUAGACAUGGUGUACCAUGCCCUGGAUAGCCCAGACGAUGAUUACCACGCGCUUUUUGUGCUCUGCCUCCUCUACGCCAUGUCUCACAACAAAGGCAUGGAUCCUGAAAAACUAGAGCGAAUCCAGCUCCCAGAGCCCAGUGCUGCUGAGAAGACCGUCUACAACCACCUACUGGCCGAAAGACUCAUCAGGAUCAUGAACAGCGCUGCCCAGCCAGAUGGGAAGAUCCGGUUGACGACACUGGAGCUGAGCUGCCUACUCCUAAAGCAGCAAGUGGUGACCAGCACGGGCUGCAUCAUCAAGGAUGUGCACCUGGCCUGUCUGGAAGGUGCGAGAGAAGAAAGCGUUCACCUACUGCGGCACUUUUAUAAGGGAGAAGAAAUAUUUUUGGAUAUGUUUGAAGACGAGUACAGGAGCAUGACAAUGAAGCCCAUGAACGUGGAAUAUCUCAUGAUGGACGUCUCCAUCCUGCUGCCCCCCACGGGCACGCCACUGACGGGCAUUGACUUUGUGAAGCGGCUGCCAUGUGGUGACGUGGAGAGGACGCGGCGGGAUAAGUUCCCAGAAGUGGAAUUUCUGGUUCAAAGGGCCAUCCGGGUGUUCUUCAUGCUCCGUUCGCUGUCACUGCAACUGCGAGGGGAGCCGGAGACCCAGUUGCCACUGACUCGGGAGGAAGAUCUGAUUAAAACCGAUGACGUCCUAGAUCUCAACAACAGUGACCUGAUUGCGUGCACGGUGAUCACCAAGGAUGGCGGCAUGGUCCAGCGGUUCCUGGCUGUUGAUAUUUACCAGAUGAGUUUGGUGGAGCCCGACGUGUCCAGGCUUGGCUGGGGAGUGGUCAAGUUCGCGGGCCUCCUGCAGGACAUGCAGGUGACUGGCGUGGAAGAUGACAGCCGUGCCCUAAAUAUCACCAUCCAUAAACCUGCCUCCAGCCCCCACUCCAAGCCCUUCCCCAUCCUCCAGGCCACCUUUGUCUUCUCGGACCACAUCCGCUGCAUCAUCGCCAAGCAGCGCUUGGCCAAGGGCCGCAUCCAGGCGAGGCGCAUGAAGAUGCAGAGGAUAGCUGCCCUCCUGGACCUUCCGAUCCAGCCAACCACUGAAGUCCUGGGAUUCGGACUCGGCUCCUCUUCCUCCCAGCACCUGCCUUUCCGAUUCUACGACCAGUGCCGCCGAGGCAGCAGUGACCCCACAGUGCAGCGCUCUGUGUUCGCGUCCGUGGACAAGGUACCAGGCUUUGCCGUGGCCCAGUGCAUAAACCAGCACAGCUCACCAUCCCUGUCGUCGCCCUCACCAUCUGCCAGCGGGAGCCCCAGCGGCAGCGGGAGCACCAGCCACUGCGACUCAGGAGGUGCCAGCUCCUCGUCCACCUCCUCUGUUGCCCAGAGCCCAUCAGAUGACGCCGUGACUCUGGAACAGCCGCAGCCUAACCUUCCCGACCAGUUGGUGAUCGUCAACGAAAUGGAAGCAGACGCCAGGCCCUGCAAGAGCCUGGCCAAGAGCGUGGAUGUGGAGACGGUCAGCCUGUCCCCCAGCCUCACCCCGGCCCAGCAGCCCGCCAUCUCCCUGCUCUGCGAGGACACGGCCGACGCGCUGAGCGUGGAGUCGCUGACCCUCGUCCCGCCUGUGGACCCCGACAGCCUCCAUACCCUGGCAGGCAUCCCCCCACCACCCACACUCGCCGCCGAGGGCACGGGGACCCCAGGUGAGGAGACUGCGCAUCCGGAGCCAGCAGGCCCCGCUGAGCACUAGUCUGAGCCGCGCAGCCUCCCUGUGUGGGUGUGGCUCCGCCGAUGGGGACCCAGGCCACUGACUCCAAAGACACACUGGGAGCAUCGUCGCUGUGACCAUCUCCACCACCCCCUGUGCUCCUUGACUCCAUUUGAAUUCCUCUUUCACUUUCCACUUCGAGAGCAGCUGGGACCCAUGGAGACGCCCCAGCAGACCUAGAGGGCUGAGGCGGCGCCUCGGGAAGUGGCUGGUUUCCUGGUCUCCGCGCCCCCAGCCUGGGUGGCAGGACCCACCACCAUCACCCCUCCCAUCAGCCGGCCCUGCGCAGCUCACAGCUCUUCCGUGCAUCCCAGUGUGCACAGAAGAAGCGGACGAGGUCACCAUAGGUAGAAAUUUGCAGAAAAGCGAACUUCGAUAAACAUCUCCUUUGGGUAUUUAUUUCCACUUUUGGCAGCAGGUGGAAAGCAUUUAUUUUAAAAGCACCUAUUUUGUUGAAAAGUCCAAAAAAAUCCUCAGUGCUAAGGUUUAAUGUCAUGUAAAAAGUGUAAGAUUACUGUUAAGUUUUCACUUUUGUUUUCCCCUGAACUUCCCAGUGUUUUGGUUUAGAGUUCUCAGUCUGGCGUUCUUCAUUUUCUUAAGUGAUUCUUAUUUCUUUAUUACUCACUAACUCUGCAGGCCUGUGGGAUGAUAAGUACCUUCCUGGAAAGUUUAGAGUAUUUUUUAAACAAAAUAAGGGAGAUACGUGUAUUCUCGGGUACACAGGGAGAAGAGAGGGAGGGGUUUCCCUGCCAGCAGCCCAGGGGCCUCACGUUACCUGCAGUCAGCUCCUGGCUCGCCACCCGUUCCUGGUCUCUGGCCCAAAAGCAAGCAGGACAGUUACCCAGCAUCCCCUUCAGCUGUCCCAUCUGUUUGCCUAAGAAAGAACCACUGGGGACCGCGAAGCCCCCACUGGCUGUGAUGAGAGCAAAGGCGUGGCAGCAGCACCUACAUCGCCUGCUGGACCCUGUGUACCCUUCCUCUGCUGCCACCGCCAAAACACAGCUUGUUUGUAAAUGAACGCCCGCCCUUUGGGCCAGGGGUGCGAGGGCCAGUUCUCCCCGAUCCAGUAAAGCAGCCAAAGUUCCUGCUUGGCACAGCUAAGCAACCCUCCCCACUCUGCGUGCUGGGACCUUCCGCAGCUUGCCUCCCGGUGUUGGGCCCCCCCCCCCCCCGUGGCCUCCAGAUACUCAGCCUGCUCACCACCCACCUGUUAGAGGAUGGGGUCCUCUCCGCCUCCCUCAAAUCCAGCCACCACAGCAGGGUCUGGAGGAGACAGUUCUGCUGGGGACGGGAGUGGUGCCAGUCAGAAGCCCUCCAGGCAGCUGUGCCCACCAAUCUUCAACAAAGAAAGGACUCAUUUAGGCUGAAGUUCGGGGCCCUGGCAAGAGGGACAAGCCACGGCCACCCGCAGAGCCAGGUGGACGGGAGGAGAAGACAGUCCGCGGGGAGCAGGGCCGGUGGUACGCCUUCUCCAGCAGCCAGCCACGGGUCCUGCGUGAGCUGCUUGUGCAUAGGAACAUCCCAUCCCAGGCCGUGCACUUCUGGUUUUCCAAUGACUCAGGCAGUAGAACUGAAACCAAGUGACUUCCCAGGUGGAGCUGGGACCACCGCCUGCUGUCCGGAAUCCAGGGGUUCCUGGUGGUUUCGUGGCCUCUGGCACUGACGGAGAAGGUCUCGGCAGGGGAGGAGCAGGGGACCAUCCCAGAGCCACAGUGAGAAGGUGGGACAGAUGCCCCAUCCCAGGGAGAGGCGGGCAGGAGGGUCCUCCCGCCCCAACAGUCCUCCGCUCUCAGCCCCCUCCGCCAGGCCUGCCCUGCCCUGUGCUCUGCAGGAGGCAGCUUCCCACCCAAGCACCUGCCCCGCGUCUGAGGGCGAAUGAAGAAACGCACCCUUCGCGGACACGAGCGAUCUCCAAGAUCUAAGGCACGGGCUGAACGGAUCCUCAUCUUUUCUAGAUGCAAUAAAUGAGAAAUAUUUCAGUCACGUUGACACUGGGCAUAAACUGUAAGGGUUCCUAAUGUUCCUCCGAACUGAAAAUAUGUAAAUAAGUUUGUCCCAAGGAGGAGCAGGGUCAGGAAACACUCACGCUUCUGGGCUGAGGGACCCUUUCAGGGAAGUACCUGCUCACCAGGGUGACUCAUGCUUCUUGGGCACCGCACAGCAGGGUGGAAAUGAAAACUGGAACUUCCUUGUAAAUUGUUACUUGGCAAUAAACGCGAAAGAGCUACCAGAA
This is a messenger RNA of Pipistrellus kuhlii (Kuhl's pipistrelle), 5627 nucleotides long. It is a transcript of the gene CLEC16A, whose product is annotated as C-type lectin domain containing 16A. The transcript has 25 exons. The coding region runs from base 185 to 3376 and encodes 1063 amino acids. Gene Ontology annotation, biological process: endosomal transport; regulation of autophagosome maturation; endosome to lysosome transport. NCBI's taxonomy places the organism in Eukaryota, Metazoa, Chordata, Mammalia, Chiroptera, Vespertilionidae. The record is from RefSeq and is a predicted model, not a curated record. Gene Ontology annotation, cellular component: endolysosome membrane; late endosome.